This is a messenger RNA of Sciurus carolinensis (gray squirrel), 1976 nucleotides long. Its product is annotated as glycine N-phenylacetyltransferase-like. The transcript has 6 exons. The record is from RefSeq and is a predicted model, not a curated record. Gene Ontology annotation, molecular function: glycine N-acyltransferase activity. NCBI's taxonomy places the organism in Eukaryota, Metazoa, Chordata, Mammalia, Rodentia, Sciuridae. The coding region runs from base 294 to 1181 and encodes 295 amino acids. Gene Ontology annotation, cellular component: mitochondrion.
CAGAAUGCACAAUGCUAGCCAGCAAGUACAGGGCCACCUCCUGAACAUGGAACCUGGAGGGAGGGGCUUGCCCUCACACUGGGAUCUCAGAAGUUUGCACAACUUGGUGCAAGUGUUCCAUUAAGAACCUCAGCAUGCAUUUCUGGGAAAACGGACCAAAGUACCUUUCAAAACCUGCAUCCUCAGAGGAUAUAUUUCCUGUUCUGGAACAGUCUGCUGCCUCUUGUCUUUCCCUACAGACCUUUGCAGAGCCUAAAUGAGAAGACGGCUUUCAGCCUAAAGUACCUGCCAAGAUGUUUCCUUUGCGAAGUCCACAGAUGCUGCAGAUGCUAGAGAAGUCCUUAAAGAAGGGCCUCCCUGAGUCCCUAAAGGUCUACGGGACUGUCUUCCACAUCAACCAGGGGAACCCCUUCAAGUUAAAGGCGCUGGUGGACAAAUGGCCAGAUUUUAAUACAGUAGUCGUGCGCCCUCAGGAGCAGGAGAUGACAGAUGACCUUGAUCACUACACCAACACCUACCAAAUCUAUUCUAAGGAUCUCAAGAGCUGUCAAGAAUCCCUUGCCUUAUCAGAUGUCAUCAAUUGGAAACAACAUUUGCAGAUCCAAAGUUCACAGUCCAGCUUGGAUGAGGUGAUACAAAGUCUUGCAGCUGCUAAAUCAGUCCAGGUCAAGAAAACACAAUGCAUUCUCUACAUGAUGCCUCAGACAGCAAAGAAACUGGUGCCUUUCCUGCUGGAUACAAAGAACUUACGUUCUGAAUCCAGGGCACCCCGGGUCAUUAACCAAGAGAUGUUUAAAGUCUCAUCGCUGGACGUGACCCAUGCUGCCUUGGUGAAUAAAUUCUGGCAUUUUGGUGGCAAUGAGAGAAGCCAGAGGUUCAUCGAGCGCUGUAUCCGGACCUUCCCCAGCUCCUGUCUUUUGGGACCUGAAGGGACGCCUGUGUCAUGGGCCCUGAUGGACCAGACUGGAGAGCUGCGAAUGGGGGGCACUGUGCCUGAGUACCGGGGACAAGGCCUCAUCUCCUAUAUUACUCAAGUCCACGUCCAGGUUCAAGAGAAGCUUGGCUUCCCCACUUAUAACCAUACAGACAGAGCCAACAAAAUCAUACAGAAACUGAGUCAAAAUCUGCAUCAUAUCCCCAUGCCCUGCGACUGGAAUCAGUGGAACUGUGUGCCCCUGUAAAGCCGGUCCCCCACACACAGGAGCACUGGUGACUGGAGGAGCCGAUGAGUAGACAGAGAAAGAGCAAAUUAGAACCAGCUGUAAAGGAGGUCACAUCGUGGGGCUCUGGGGAAGCAGUGUGAACGGUCAUCAGGACCACUGUGGUCCCUGCACUCAAAUUACCCUUCAGAUCCAGUAGACUGGGCAUGGCGAGACCUCUCUGUAGGGGGCCAUUGGCCUUGUUCCCUUCCUUCCGAUUCUAGAUUUCGGUGACACUUUUUCUUUCUACCUGUGUGAUUCCCUACUGCUUCUCCUAGAACCCUGGUCUCCCACAUUGAUUAUUACCAAUGGCAGAUAUCUCUAGUUAUGUCAAGAUGUGGCUUUAUCUUGUGAUGGUAUUUUCUUCCCUCUUUUCCUAGAACCCCUUUACUUAGUGGUUAAGGUAUGACCUGCCUCUUAACUACAUACUUUUUAGAGAUCCCUUUGCCAAUGUUCUUGGGUCUUUUUAAUAAUCAUGUUGAUAUACUCCAUGUACAAAUAUGUGGUAGCAAGUGGAUACUAUACCUGGGAGAUUUAUUUUUUAAAAUUUAAAAAAAUUGGUUACUGUAAUGAAAAGCUGAUAAACACAAUUAUUAUUAAAUGGAGAUUUAAUUUUAAAAAUAAAUUUAUAAAUUAAAUGGAGAAUUAAUUUUUAAAAUAAGUUUAUUUUUUGUAUGUAGCAUAUACAACUUGAUUUUGUGGAAUACAUGUAUACAUAUUUAUGUCUGUGGAUUGUAGUAAACAAAGAACAGACCCAUUAUGUCACAAAGUUACCCA